This is a messenger RNA of Aegilops tauschii subsp. strangulata, 4716 nucleotides long. RefSeq lists its product as uncharacterized. Gene Ontology annotation, molecular function: protein kinase activity; protein binding; ATP binding. The record is from RefSeq and is a predicted model, not a curated record. Gene Ontology annotation, biological process: intracellular protein transport; retrograde vesicle-mediated transport, Golgi to endoplasmic reticulum; intra-Golgi vesicle-mediated transport. NCBI's taxonomy places the organism in Eukaryota, Viridiplantae, Streptophyta, Magnoliopsida, Poales, Poaceae. Gene Ontology annotation, cellular component: COPI vesicle coat.
GGUAUCUCCAAUCCUUUUCUUCCCACCUCACUCCCACUCCCACUCCCAGAGUCAGCCGCCACCCUCUGCUCCCCGCAGCAGAGUAGAUCUGGCGGCCACACGCUGCGGGAUGCUCGCCGGAGCGCUGGGAGGAGGCGACACGGCGGAGCACCAUGGAUGGAUCAUCUGCUUGCUUAGUUGAGGAGCGAUUCGUUUAGUUCCUCACCUCCAUCUGGUAGCAAGCAACAAUUUUAGGUAAAUCUGGCGCGUAUUCCUCAUCCCACCAUCUGUCAGCAAGCAGCAAUUUUAGUUAAUUAAUGGAUCCCCGAGGUGGUAUAACACAAAUGGAGCUGGAGUACUUGGCACACGAUGAAGAUGCAGAGCCCAUUGCCCUGCCAUUCCAACUUUUGGAGAAAAUCACAGAUUAUUUUUCUCACGAGUUGAUAAUUGGAAGAGGUGGCUUUGCGGUGGUUUAUAAGGCAGUGCUUGAUAAUGGCAUUGUCGCUGUGAAGAAGUUGUCAAAUACGCACAUGUAUGAGGAGCAAUUCCAGGGUGAGGUGCAAUGUCUCAUGAAGGUGAAACACAAAAACAUUGUACGAUUUCUCGGAUAUUGCGCCGACACACAAGGGAAUAUUUCGGACUACAAAGGGAAAAUGGUUAUGGCAGAUGUACAGCAGCGGUUGCUCUGCUUUGAAUAUCUACCUAAAGGAAGUCUUGAUGGUUAUAUAACAGAUUCACCUGGAGAACUUAACUGGAGAAAGCGAUACGAUAUGAUAAAGGGGAUCUGUGAAGGGUUACAUUAUCUUCACCAGAAUAAUAUUCUGCACUUGGAUCUAACACCCGGAAAUAUAUUAUUGGAUGAGGAUAUGAUGCCGAAAAUUACUGAUUUCGGAUUGUCAAGGUGUUUUGAGGAAGACCAAACAGGGGUCAUUACUAAAAAUGUGGCCGGAACGAGGGGAUAUUUGGCGCCGGAAUGCUAUAACAAGGAAAUCAUACUCACGCACAAGUUUGACUUAUAUAGUCUUGGUGUUAUAAUGAUAGAGAUAUUGACCGGAAAGAAGGGGUGUCAAGUUACUAUUGAGAAUGUACUUCAAAUUUGGAAUAAUACGAUGUUGGAUGCACUGCAGUGGGAUCAAAUACGAGUAUGUGCGAAGAUUGGGAUGGAGUGCACAGAAGUCGAUCCGGCAAAGAGACCAGCUAGUAUGAAGCACAUAAUCGAUUGCCUUGCUGAAAUAGAAUGUAGUACGCAUGUAAUCCCAGCAGGUGGGACAAGAGAGCUUCUUCUCGUUCACCCGUCCGUGAUUUGCUUCCCCUUUGAGCCCAACAAGGCUAUCACGUGCCCGCUGCAGCUAACAAAUAACACCGAUAAGCACGUUGCAUUUAGGCUUAUGGAUAAUAGCAUGGAGUCUUCCUUCCUAAGGCUGCCAUUGUAUGACGUUGUGCCACCUAACACACCUUACACUCUCAUUGUGACAACACAAAAGAAAGAAGAUCUACCACGAAAGUAUAUCAUAGAUGUGAUCCUCCAAAGUGCUACCUUAAUAUUGGGGGAUGAUGAUCAUAUAAACACUUUUCGAAGCCAGCCAGACAAGUUUUUUCAAGAGACAGGGAAUGAUGUACAGGUGGUGAAACAGAAAGCACUUUAUACCUUGACACACAUCGCAACGUCAUUCUCUAAGCCAAUCUUGUCCACAGUCAAGGUACACGUCUACAUAGAAAUGCAUCUCAGUUGCUUGGACACAAACCGGGCCAAGCAGUGGAUAAUAAUAGGAGACGAAAAUGGACACGUUGGCUUUUGGGACUAUCCGACACAGAAAAAAGUGGAUGCGCUUAAAGUCUCAGCGAGUCGUGUUACGUGCAUUAGAUUCAUUGAACGGAAGCAAUGGAUUGUUGCUGGGACAGAAGAUGGGUAUCUCCAUGUGUACAGCUAUGAAACAAGAUUUCAGAAGAUCACGAGUUUAAGAGUUGGUGCCAUUGAGAAUCUGGAGUCACGGGCUGCUCAUACCCAUCUGGCCAUCCAUCCAACCCAGCCGUAUUUGUUGUCGGUGUAUGGUUUUAAAGUGAAACUUUGGGACUGGGACGUGGGCUGGGAGUGCAUACAAACAUUUGAGAAUGAAGAGCUUAUGACAAUACUUCGAGUCGCAUUUAACCCAAAUGACACAUUUGCGACUGCUUCGAUGGAUUGCACAGUGGAGGUUUGGAGUCUUGAUUCUCCCGAAUUUAUAUACACUCUAGUAGGGCAUUCGAGCAUAGUGAAUUGCCUGGAUUUCUUCACAUGUGAUGAUCAGGAGUAUUUGGUUACUGGCUCACAUGAUCAGACUGCAAAGAUAUGGGAUCUGCAGAAGAUGAUGUGUAUACAUACACUUGAGGCUUUUGUAUCUCCAGUAAUGUCUCUCCUGUACCAACCCGAUCUUCAGAUUCUAAUUACAGGUUCACAAGAUGGCGCUAUUUAUUUGUGGAGCACCAGAAACUGCGGUCAUACAUGGAUUUCAACUCUACUUGCUGACAAACAAAAUUCCCAUAGGAAUUAUUCAUGUCCCCCGGCGCUUAAUAGAAUCAUCAAGGUUGGUUGUGCUGGAGCUGUCUACCAUCUCGCAUGUGUGAUGGGAGGGCUUCUGAUUGGAAAAGAAAAUGCAGUAGCAAUUAUCGAUGUCGAUGAUGUGAAUUAUCAGGAGCAACCAACGGAUAAAAGUGAGCAGCAAUUAAGUGCAUGUACGACACACCAUGCUGGAGACAUGUCUAAGUGUUACAAUCAAGAGGCCACAAAUCCUCAAUACAAGGUGGAGCCGAAGGUAACCACACAGCUGUGGUUCUCUCGGAGCGGCUGCAAGUGGCCAAACGUUCGGCGACACAAUUCUGACUGCGAUGAAUUUUCUGGGCAGGAAAAAGCAUGGUCCAAGAGCAAGCUACUUGAUGUCCACCCGCUGGAACUCCGCUUCCCCUAUUGUCCCAAUGAGCCUAUCCCUUGCUCACUGCACCUAACAAACAACACAGAUGAAAAUGUGGCAUUUAGACUUGUAGACAAGAGUGGCAAGUCCCCAUGGUGCUUCACAAAGUUGCCGCUGUGCGGCAUUGUCCCUCAUGGAUCCACUUACACUUUGACUGUGACAAUGAAGGAGGAGAUGAAGCUAAAGGAAGAGACAGACUUUGAUCUCGUUAUUCAGAGCAGUUUAUUGGGAGAUAAGUACAUCGAGGUAUUCAAUGACCAAUCUGAGUCUGAUACAUUUUUCAAAGAAGCCAAACUGUUUGGGAAUAUGGUGCAUGAAGUGACACUGAAAGCUGUUUAUGUGCAGUACGGAGAGAUUACAUCUGAGAAUAUAUCUGUGAAGUAUAAUCCUGACUCUUUGUGGUCCCUGGAUGCACACCCAACAGAGCCAUGGAUUUUAACAGGUCAUAAUAGUGGAUAUGCUCGCAUAUGGAACAAUGAGAUGAAGUUCCUGAUUAAUUCGUUUAAAGUCUCAGAUCAGGAUGCAGUAAGCUGCGUCAAAUUUAUUGCAAGAAAGCAGCUGAUUGUAGCUAUGACAGAUCUUGCUCACCUCCAUGUGUACGACUGUUCAUGUGUAACAAAAAUCGAAAAGAUCAGUUUUGAACGUGGUGAUUACGGCACCAGUACACUACUAGCCGUUCAUCCGAUCCUACCAUAUGUGUUGGCAUCAGGUUUAGUGCUUUUAAACUGGGACCUGAGCUGGAAGACCACACGAAUAUUUGAGUCUGAGGCUGUCACAGCAGAGACAGUUGUGUUUAACACAAGGGACACCAACAGUUUUGCGAGUGGGUCUUAUGAUGGCGAAGUGCAGGUUUGGAGGCUUGAUUCCUCCGACCCUGAAUAUUCUUUGAUUGGACAUUUGAAGAAGGUGACAUGCCUUGACUUUGUCACAUGUGGAGAUCAACAGUAUUUGAUCAGUGGAUCUUAUGACUCCACUGUCAAGAUCUGGGACUUGCAGAAAAGGGAGUGCAUUUGUACGCUGGAAGCCAUGUCACCAGUUCAUUGUGUCCUUGCCCAUCCAAACCUUCCAGUUAUAAUUACAGGAACAGAACAUGGCAUCAUUCAUCUGUGGAACUCCACUGAUUUCAGGCUCAAGAGAACCAUUAGCUUAGGUGGCGGUGGACCUGUUAUCACUCUCGGAUGUUUGAUGGGUUCACCAAGGUACCUAUCCUUGUUUUUGUUUCAUUUCCAGACUGACUAAGAGGGUUGUGAUUGGACAAGAGAACGCAUUUUUUGCCAUGGAUAUCCACGAUGACUGGGGCGGCCAACCCCAGGGGAGAGAUAAUUUCAUUGGUAAAUUUCAGUGAUUUUGUGUUUGAUCCCGGGUGUUUCUUCCUCAGAUUGUUCAUCCUCAUUAACUAGACAACAAUGGCCCUAGGUUUGCUUGGUUCCUCUCUAGAGGAAGCGUUGCCUGCCAAGAGACAUAGACAGUGGUGAGUCACACCGGCGGCUACCAGUGGUUAGAGAUGAGAAUCUAAACAAUGUAGCCGCGCCCGCCGAUUGGGAGACGGGCGAACUUUUUUUCAUUUUGAUCGAUGUGAAGAGGGAACUCGAGGUCUGGACACAAGUACCUCUUGAUUACUCGAGUGUAAAAUGUUUGCAACUAAAUUGUUAUUUUGAUAAGUAUUUGAGUACACCUACAGCUCAAUCCUGGGUGGUUGUGCUUCAACAAUUUACAGUGUAUGUAUUCCCAUCAACGAAUAAUCAUGGAUGACCAGAGUAAGUAUGUUGCAGGGAUUCUGCUACUGACA